CAGUCGACGAACGUUUGCCACGAGACUUCGAUCUCUCCACUGCAUUUUGCACACGCUAUCCUUAUCUCUCUCUUUUUCUAUUCACUUACCUGCAUCUGUCUCCACUUUUCCUUUUUCUCCGCUUGGUAGAUAGAGAGGCCCCAGCAGCGGCGACCGGGGAAGGCGUGCGUAGUAACCGCGCAACGGUUCACGUCAACGGAAGUCUCGCCGUUAUACCCUCGUGCUUUCGGUUACUUCGACCUAUAUAGUCAACCCGUACAACCCCCGUUUGUCCGCUUCGACCGGUUGCGGAUCUACCUGCGGCGCAGCGAGGUUCCUGUGACUUGGGAUAGCGAUAACAGCAAACUACCAAGAUGGCUGCAUUUGUGGCGAAGCAGAUGGUCGGGAACAAGCUCAAUGCGGUUAAAGGAGCAGUAGGCGGUGAGGGUGGCGAUGAGGACGACAAGGAAAAGGAGGAAGAGGCCGAGAGAGAAAGGCAGGAGGCUAUCAGGGAGGCCGAGGAACGGAGAAAGGAGAAGCACCGCAAAAUGGAAGAAGAACGGGAGAAGAUGCGACAGGAGAUCAGAGACAAGUAUAACAUAAAGAAAAAGGAGGAAGUGCAAGAGAUACCGCAGGAAGAACCGAAUCCCUUGAUGCGGAAGAAGAAAACGCCGGAGGAAUUGGCGGCCGAGGCCGAGGCUGAGGACGAAGAUGAGUUCACCAAAUUGAGGAACACGAUAGAAACGCAGGUGAACGAGCUCAAGACGCAAAUUGAAAGUAAAUGCAGCCUCCAAUGAGUUUGUCAUAUCGCGCGGCUCGCGAGGAACGCGACGAUAACGACGCUGUCGCGCGUUGUCGUCGUGAUGAUCGCGUCCGCCCUUCACAUCUUGCUGCCCGCGAGAACAAUGAGGGAAAGGGCGGCGGAGGAAAUAACGAAGCGGCGAAAAAAACGGGGAAAAACGAUAUGCAAAGUAACCAUCGGCAUCGGCACGUGUCCGCGGAGGACGAGCAAUUUCAGGAAUCGGUGGCCGAUUAAUCGAUUUAACGUCAGUCAAACGUUGCUUGAAAUAGAGUGAACGCGACAAGAAGACGCGAUUCCGAGGGAUUCCUUCGGGGAUUUUGUCCUGGGAGGAUUCCCGGAAGAUGUUGUACUGCCGCUUGAUUUGCGCGCCAUCUCGAAAAUCGGAAUUGAUCUCGUCGAGAAUUUUUGUUCCGCGCUUGAGAAUCGAGAAACAGAGCGAAUCGGGAAGACAGAAAGCGAGAAAAAGCAAAAGAGAAAGAAAAACAAUUCUUCCUUUUAUUUGAUCACGCUACUUGCGGGUAUAAAAAAAAAACAAAGAGAUUGAUGAGAGAUUAAUAUUUAUGGAAUAUUAAAACUUACAAAAACCUUUGCAUAAAGGAGAAGAGAAGUGCAAGAAGAAAGAACAAAUAUUAUUCCGGAAGUGAAGGUUCAGGUCGCGGACGUGACAAAAGGACGUUGGCAAUUAAAACUGAAAAUUACUAAUUAGAGAAACGCGCAACAGUGAAACGUUUAAGAAAGAGAGAGAGAGAGUGCUCGAAGACCUCUUGAGAGGAAUCGAAUCGAUUUUCCAAAGAGAUGGGCGAAUAAAUAGAAAAUCCACUAAUCUCGAAAUUUAAAAGAAAACUAUUAACUGGAAAUGAAACAGACAACAACAUCCAACAAUGUCAAUAGUCCUUAGUGGUAUUUGAAGGAAUUUGAUUGCACAGCAGAUUGCAUUCCUCGACAAGGAACAAAACGUGACGUACAACGCAAACCGCAUUUAACCGCAGUAAAACAAAAAAAAAACAAAAAAUAAAGAAAAAUAAUCCGAAAUAAAUGUGUAACGAUGGCAAAUGUUUCCAGUAACAAAUAUUAACUGAAUAAGCAAUAAAAGGCUGUUGAAUAAUUUGUAUAAUAAAUAGAAAAAUUUUAAAGAGGCGAAUCAAACGAAAAAAAAAACGAUGCUCGAUAAAGACGAUAUCAGAAUCGACUUCCUCGAUUUCUACAAGCAACUGAAAUUAAACUCAACCGUAGGUCUCAGAAACUUCUGCAAACUUUGAAAGGGAAAGAAAGAAAAAAAAGAAGAAGAAGAAGAAGAAGAAGAAAAUUCUCGACGGACGUCCCGAUGUUCUCUACAAGUGCAACGAAGAAAAACGUAGGCUUGUUGCCGAAGAAGCAACUCAAUCGAUGAUUGCCACCGUGAGAAGAAGCAUGAAAUAAGGAGAAAUAAAUGCACAAACCGAUAUGUUUCCUUGAGGAGAGGAGAGGAUUGUACAAUCCGGCAUUGCGCGAAGAAAUUUGAGAUCCAGAAAUCUAAUCCUUAUCUGAUUCGAAGGCAAAUUCUCCGCGAUAAAACGAGCGUGGAAACCAGCGAGGGGGAGGAAUGAUUUGAAGCAUUGUUGAUCGUCGAUGGUGUUCGUGAUGGGAAAAAUUUCAAAGAACAAAACAAAUAAAAAAAAAAAAAAACAAUGACGCGCGAAAGCAGAAAGAGAAAAAGAGGGAAAGGAAGGGGGAAGAAGAUGCUGACCCGACCAGAGUGUAAAUUCUUUUUUAAAUUGUUGCUGUUGAAAAAUGCGAAAAAAGUGAUAUUGUUUUAUAUAGAAUAAUUAGGUGUUCUGUAGAAUGUACUUAGACGCAACCUAUAGUUGGUUAAAAAAACAAAGAAAAAAAACAAAAACAAAAACUCAACUAUUCGACAUGACGAAGUCACCUGCGAGCACGAAGUUGUUUCUACUUCUUACAGUUUUCGACACUCGACGAAGAUGUCUGCGAAGAAUUUUUGGCGCAAUUUGGCGGUUCUCGGAAAAGUCAACCCACUUGGCACCACGAGAUUUAAUUGUCACGGCUAGUAAACGACGUUUCGUUCGUUCAGAUAUUUUACGGAAUGCUUAGUUAUUCUAUGCUGCAAGACUAAAAAGAAGAUACGCGUGUGAUACAAAAAUAUAUUGCAUUAUAAACACUUUUUUUUGUCGUUAAACCUCGGUGAAGAACGUAAGAUCGAAAAUCGUCUGACUUGACAGCACACAAUACCACGCGUUGCUUCUCUCUUUGUUUAACCGACAACUUAAAAAUUGCACCGCAAACGAUAAUUUUUUUUUUUUUACAAAAAUAAGAUAUUUUAUCUGGUCGCGCGACACGCAGCAAGCGACGCUUGCGAACAUAAGAAUCUAAAACGCGAGGCGGGAAGAUCGGUCUCUCUUAUUUACGACGGCUAUGAGAAUCUUAAAACAUAGAUUAUAUAUAUAUAUAUAUAAAUAUAUAUAUACAUAAAAUAAAAAUGUAGAUAAGUGAGAGUAAGAAAAAAACGAGAAACAAAGUAAAAAAAAAAAAAAAGAACCGUACGUUAGCGCGUUAAGUUUUAGGGAAGACAUUUCGGAUAGAGAAAAAAAAACUUAGCUGAGGAUAAUUGAUAGUUCAAUUCGACGACUGUUUCGAUACGUUACAGAGGGAGGAUGGUGAUAUAAGAAGAGAAGUUCUUAUUGUUAUCGCGUUAUAAUAAUUAUUAUUAUUAUUGAUACGUGUAACUCUCUGCUCUAUGAUUAUUGAAAAAAGGUUCUUCAAAAUAAAAAUAAACAAACGUACAUCGGGAGUCACAGAAAGAUCAUCGCAAAAUUGUCAUGACAAUUACGGGGAACGAGUUUUCGCUUUGCCGUUCGUCCGUAAACUGAAUGUAACACGAUCGGGUUUCAAAUACCGGCGAUAAACACAUUUCGUUAUUUGCAAAAGAAAAACAAACAGAAAAAAGAAUAAUAUUCGCGGAAAACCUGCGAGUUUUUUUUAACCGUUUUUUUUUUUAAGUUCUAAAAUUCCAUUUUUUUCGAUCUUCGAUAAAUUCGUCGCGACUGCGUUUUUCUUUCUUACGUUUAGAAAUAAUUGAAGAAAACUUGGAUUUUUUAAAUUUACCAGAGCACACAAUGAGAUUGGAAGUGGCUCUGUUCGCUAACCGAAAAUACACAUUCGGAGGUACGUGUGAAAUUCCGUAGGCGAGGCAAGAGUGUCGGGACAAAAUGAGAGCAGUUAUAUAAAGCGAGAGAGGGAAUAAAAAAUAAAGACGUUUAAUAUAUUAUAGAUCCACUUUUGUAUGGGAGAAACAGAGAUGCAAAAUGUAUUUUCUCAUUUUCGACAAAAUGUUGAAGUUUUGCAAACGUUUUAGCGAAGCGUUUUUCGAUCAACCCUCGUGGCAGGGCGCGAUCGAACGAUAAUUCAGAUAAAUUAUAGCGAUGCAUUCGAUUUGCGCGUAAAUAUGAAGUAAAGUAAAAAAAAAAAAAACAUUAAUAACUACUCGAUAAUAAAACGAUAAGUUUGUUUUACUAUUGAUAGAAUGAAGUCAAAGUGAUCUAAAGAUUAUUAUUAAAAAUUCUUGUUUUUUUUUUAAACAGUUUCACUGAUCGGUCGAUCCUUUUACUACUGUUCAAGAGAUAAAAGAUCGUUGAGAUAAACGAUUGUCUCUCUUCUUUUUUACGCAUUUACCUUGCAAGCUGUUGCGCGUAAUUUUUUUUCAAAUUCUGUGUGAGGACUAUUUAAAAAUCACACAGAGAGAGAGAGAAAGAAAGAAAGAGAGAGAGAGAGAAAGAGAGAAAGAGAAAGAAGCGAUCUAUGUUUCUUGUUAGAGACACAAAGUCCGUGUUAAAAUUUCUCCGAUUCUUCAAUUUAUCGACGAUGCACUUUUUGGUUAAAUUUCUAGAAUUUUCUUUUCUCCUUUUACAUUCUCUUUUUUUUGCGGGAAAUCAAUAUAAAAUAAAUGAGUAACGUGAAAAAUUCGCGUUUCCGAAAAGACUCGGAUGUUCUCUGCUGUGUCUGGGAAGUUAAUUAUCGUCGGGCACACAUGAGCGAUAUUCCGCGAGCGCAAAGAAUCACGAGAGCACAUCACCUGCCGCGUUUAUUCCACACUCUGGCAUCGCGAAAACCCGCAAAACUUUUCUUCCCCAAUUCGCGGGAACAACAGGAUCGACUCCGAACUUCGCAAAGUUUGACGACGACCGAAAGUUUCGCGAACGUCGCCGACAGCGCGUUGCGCCUACAGCCCUUUCUUUCGCUCUUUCUCAUUGUCAGUCUUAUCCCUUUUUCAACCCCCUCGUUCCUCUUUCUCUCUUCUUCUCGUUUUGUCUCUCUUUUUUUCUCUGUCUUAGAACAAAAAAAAAUACUCCCUCGUUCGAUGCGACCGCAGUUAUAGUCGCUCACGAAAAAACCAAAAAACAAAAAACACAAAAAAACACUCUUUCCUCAGCGUUUGACUUACCCCCGUUCUGCUUUCGGGUCUGCUUGAGAAACAGACGACGAGAAUUUUUAUGUUUUCGGAGGCUCCGGAGCCUUGCCUGAGGAUAUGAUUUAUAUUUGAAAACGGAUCUUAUCGAAGAAAGAGCGUUGAUUGAGAGAAAAAUCUUAGAAAAGAGAUAAAACAAUUUAAGAAAAAAAAAUACACACAAAUUAAUUUUUCUCGAAAGAAUUAAAUUCGCAAUUAUUUUCUGUUUCGAGAUUAUUUUCGUAUCUUGUUUUUCUGUCGAGUUUUUAGACACACACAGAAAAAAAAAAAGAUGAUCUCGAACGACAAACUUUCAAUCUCCAAACAAUCCCGGCGCGAGAAUCAAGGAAACGAUCGACAUAAACAAAUAUACAUUCAGGAGUGCAGAAAGUAAACAACAAAUGUAAACAAACACUUCUUGCAAAUAACAUUUCCAGGUGUACAGGAUGUAUAAAAUCUAUUUCGUGCGUUUGUCGAUGUGCAUGUCAAAUUAUUUCUCCGCUUAUCGUGUCUUCUUCGUGUCCCACUGAUGAAUGUCACUCUGCUACGACGCUCGAAUUUGCCUUGCAACUGUCGAACAACAAUUUCCCUCGAGCGUUACGCCUCUCAUUGCAUUGCUCUCCCUUCGUCGCCGUACUUACCUCAGCGACCGCUUCGUUAUCAGUAGUGGGGUGCAUUCUGGAGUGAUACUGCGCCGUGCCCUACCAUCGACAACGAAGCCGCGGACCGUUGCUGCGGCAAGCGCGGCGAAGAGAGGGACGAAGAAACGUAGGCCAUAGUCGUAGCGCUCGAGGGGAUCCCCUCGGCAACAAAUUCGAGCGCUGCUCUAUUACAUUGGCUGGCUGAUCUUCUUCAUCGCGCAGUUUAGUGUUCUCGUGUAACUGUCUGUCUGUCUGUCUGUAAUUGAAGAUCUUCGAAAAUUACCCUGUGACGGGAAUUUAGAACCGCACACGGCGCGGUCGGAACAAUCAACAACUUCGAACCAGAAUGAUUCUUCCUCACACACACACGCUUCAUCCCGAAAUCGACUGGAUCGCGACUUCACGUAACUUCACGUUCCAGUUUGAUUUCAUUCAAAAAAAAAAAAAAAAAAAAAAUUUGGCAUAAGGAUAAAUACACACGACACGAUUUAGUUUCCUACAGAGAGAAUAUAUAUACAACAACGCGUUCAUUAAUUUCAUUCUACUCUCAUCGUUCAGAAUAUUUCAUCAUUAGCUUUCUGUAAUUACUGUAAUAACGUUCGCGUAUAAAACGGCGUCAUUACAAUAAUGCCGACUGAAAGUUCGCUUUGAGUUCGCAUCCUCAUGCAGCUUUAGGCUAUGGAACAUAACAUAAUCAAAGGAGAAUUCUAUAUAUACAUACAUAUAUAUGCGAAGUCUUUUUAUCAUAAUAGUUUAUUACGAUUUUUAGGCGUGUUUGCGAAGAAACUAAUGAAAAAAUUUCGCCGCUUGCAAAGCCGCGCAAAAAUAAAUAAAAAAAACCAAAAAAAAAAACAAACUAAACUUUAUUAACAUUUUCGCAAAACGCCUCGAAAAAUCGCGCUGGUGGCUACAAUGAAUACACACACUGUGUAUACGUACAAAAAAAAAAGAUUGCAUACAUUACGCGUAUAUGAUACAUAUAUCGAAAGCAUAUAUACAUAUAUAUACACAUAAAAUAUCGACAUAUUUUGUUAUGAAGAGUAAAAAAAAAAAAAAUAAGGACACGAUAUGAGGUCAUUUUCGAAGAUCCUAUUUCUGCCGAAAUCUUCGCGUUCUUUCCUCUGUGAAACUGCGUGUUGCAUAUUUGAUCACCCUGAUUAAAUCUCAUAAAAUGGCAUAAGUUGAUAUGAAACACGUUUUUUUUCUCCUCUCGCAUCGCAUUAACAAUAUUUAUAUUUGAUACCAGAAAAUAUUCUUGCUAAAACAAAAUUCAAAACCUAAAAACGCGCGGAGAUUCAGACUAGAUCAGGGAGUCUUUGAUUUUUUGAGAUCUCGCGAUUUUUUUGUAAUUGCGUGAGUUUUUCAAUCAGGGCGUGUGCGUAUGCAACAACGUUGUUUUCGCUGUAUUUCCAACGACGACGACGAACGCGCUGUCCCUCAGCGUCGUCGUUCAGAUUAAAUAUCAGAAGCGGUGUGUUAAAUACUCAAAGUCAAUUACUCUCAAUAUAUAAAUCAAUUUCACCGAAAGAUAUAAAUAUAUACUUUGUCUCGAUAUAUAAAUUCUCGAUAUAAUAAUGCAGUAUUUAUCCUAAUUAUAGAUUUACACGCGUGUUAUCAAGUGAUUGACACGCGCGUGCAAUUGAUUAACAAGUGUACAAGCGGAAGUAUUAAAUUAUUUUCAAUGUGCGUAGCGAGAGGAAGCAGUUGGGUUAGAAAACUUACCGUUUGUAAAAGCUUUAACAUAAAAAACGCGUAUAAUAACGAAAUGAGACUUUUGUGGAAUAUUAUUUUUUCACAUUACUUCUAUAUUUUUGUGGUACGGUUGUUUGUAUAAUUUUUAUAAUGUAUAACGAGAAUACAAUUAAAAGAGGAUCCUAAAAGUGUAUAAAGACAAAAAAAAGAAUGGUAGAACUUUGACAUUUAAACGAGUCUAUUGGGACGGAUUGAGGAAAUUCUCCAUACGCAAAUAUACAUUCCUGUGUAUAAAUAUAUACUUUGUAAACAAAAAAAAAAAAAAAACAAUUAUCAUAUUUCAGUUCUUAGCAAUAUACGUGCACUCGAGAGUCUCGAUAUUUAGAUAUCGGAGAGUCUCGAAGUAGCGAAAGAUUCUAUAUAUAUUAUAAAUAUACAUAUGUAAUGCUUCUUCUUGUACAAAAAAAGAAAAAAAACAAAAGACGUGGCAAUACACGCGAAGGACCAGGAAUAUUCCUAGGAGCAAAUUUUAAUCAAUAAUCGAAAUCCCACACACUGGCACUGAAAAAUAAAUCAGACGCUUCUCCGGCAUAAAAAAAAAAAAAAAGUAGACGACUCCACCGCGGAAAGAUAAACUAUCAUCCUCCUGGUCUCUAAUUGUAAAACCGGUCACUGAGCAACAGUGACAUAAAUAUUUUGCUUAAUCGCUCUCUCUCGUCUCACUUAUCGCGACUUAUUCUCCUUCCGCCAUAAUCACCCUCUAUGCUAUAUGUGUCUCUGUAAACGAUAUCUCCGCUAUUGCUCUCCUUAGACAACUUUCGAUGUUUAUCUCUAUAAAACGUUAAAAAAAUGUGGAAAUCAGACAAACAAAUCUGCGAAACUUCUGUCAAACAAAUGCUUUAUUUUGUGUUUUGUUUUUUUCUUUAUUAUUCUCGACGCCCGUGCGACGUCAUAAAGUGACUCGUUUGUUUUAAACGAGAAAUAUUCCCCGAGUAAAUAUUCCUAAUUACACGUUGCUUACGUCGACGUUAAUUUUGUCAUUAAUUAGUAAUUUAAUGUAAAGACUUGUUUGUACAAAGUGCUCGAACAAUUCUCACACGACUUGUGAUUUCCACAUUUGUUGGAAUAUUGUAUUUAAAAAAAAAAUAAUAAUAAUAAUAAUGCAUGCACUCUUCUUCUCGUAUCAAUGUCGUUCUUCUAUCUGAAAGUAGCUGGCUGCAAAUUUAGUUCGAGUUGAUGUUAUUCGCGAAAAAACUUUUCUCUUUUCAAAUGCAAUGUACGACGAAAUAAAAAUUGUUUUCACCCUCGAGAGAGACACCGUUCCGACGGUGUAACAAGAUUACAAUCGCGUCGUUUUACCUUCUCUCUUUCAAGUAAUUACAAAUCUCCAAAAUAAUUUACGAAGCAAAUGAACAAACUCGCAGACACACAUUUACAAAAAAAAAAAAAAAAAUUAAUCCCACAAAGGGAAUAAGCGAAUGAUGUACCGUAAUCCUCUCUCCGCCCAAAACCAACCAAAAUGGCCGCCGAGGAAUGGCGAAUCUCGAGGGCGAAAAUAACUCGCUUGGGCGUUUGAAACUUCGCUGUUCAAUAGAAAGAAAAAAGUCAUCUUCUUCUCGGUCCUACUACUACUCGGAAACAAAAAAAAAAAAAGAAAACGUAGUGCAUUUUCUCUUCUGCUGUGUGUAAAAAAAAAAAUUUAGCCCUCUCUGUAAUUUCUCCGUAGAGAAAAACUUAUGAUGUACUUACGUGCGACGCGCAUAUUUACGCGCUGCGUUGCACCCUACUUCUCUAUUCUAUAUCUAAUAUCUACGUAGCGAGAUAUAUGAGAGGAAAAAAAAAUCAAUUGCGAAGAGCAAAAGUUAAUGGCGUGUUUAGCUGAGAGGUACAUCAAAACCCUCUUUGAUGUUACUGCUGAUGCCGAUGUCCGCUGAUACUGCUGAUUAAUGUCGUGUGUCGUUGUUGUUUCUUAAUAAUCGACAUUAACCCUAAGCAAUAUGACGUAUUGCAUUGUUGUUGUAUGUCUCUCGAUUCCGAAGCGGCGGGAUAUUUAAUGCGGCGUGUAAAGCAAUGUUUUUGUUUUAAUAGAUAAAGUAUAACAAUAAUUGCACAGACGUUACAACGCCCCACGUUGGUCUGUUACGUUUUUAUUUUUUAUCACAAAUGUCACGAAGUAGAUUGUCCGUAAUGUGUGUCCUCAGAUCAUAUUGCUUAGGGAUAAUAAUGCUCAUUGCCAUGUCGCUACUAACUGAAAAUCGUUGGAAAAUUUCUCCGAAAAAAAAAACCUCAGAAAUUUUCUGCACGACAGCUUUGAUGUCUCAAUCAACAGUGAAACAGAAAAACUUAACUCGAUCCCGAAUGCAAAACACGAUAUCGUUACACCUUGUGUCACUCUUUACUCAAUUGUCCGGAGAUUUCAAUUUCGAUUGAUUGUUAUUUAAAAUAUUUGCGAUUUAUUGCGAGAAAAAAAAAACACUUUUGGGAGUGUAGAAAAUGGAAAGGAAACGUUCACGACGAAAAUGUCAGAAAUAUAAAACAAAAAAAAAACACAUCAGGCAAGUUAAUUGAAAUUACCGCACAUUAAACCUUCCGCCACAUCUUCAUUUGCGCGAAUAAUCCAUCCGGUUUUUGUUUCUCGUGUAAAAUUUGCUCAUACGGUUUAUUUAAGAAAUGUGUUUUUUUUUUUUUAUUCUACUUUGAAACAUGUUUGAAUGAAUUUUAUCGAACUUUCUUCCGAUCAAAGAGACUUAGCCUUAGACAUUCUCUUGAGAUAUCUAAUGUAUAAAUUUUUCUAGUCGCGCCACACACACGCGACUAUCCUGUUGACACAAACUUUACUCUCUACGUUCGUUUUACACGUUCGAGAAACGUUGUCGCAUUCAAAUCCGACUAUUUUUAUACUUUCUCUCGGUUUACGUCUGGAAUUCUUCAAGUUUUGGUACACGUAUGUGUGUAUGUGUGUGUGUGUGUGUGUGUGCGCGCGCACACAUCUCGUUUACUCUGUGAAUCUUUCAAUACUAGUACUUUCUUAAAAAAAAAGUGCUUUCAGAGUUGCUCAAAUCACUCGUACACACGUUUAUUUCGCGCGCACAUGCUACGUGUUCGCAGCAUGUCGCGUUCAUAGAAAAUACACGGUCGUAUAAUUUUUCUCACACUUGACAAAAAAAAAACUAAGAACAACUUUAGAGAGUCUACACACUAUCUCUCCUUUUUCCUUCAGCCACCCUAAGCCAAUUUCGUGCGGCACGUGGCACGUGAUAUAUAUAAAUGUCAAAAAGCGUAAAUAAAUAAAUAAAAAAAAGAAGAAGAAGAAGAAACCGAGUCAAGCGCUCGACGAUUUGUGUUUUUCAUAUAGGACUCUUGCGUGAUAUAAAAAAGAAACGAACGUUUUUAAAAAAAAAAAACAAACAAAUAAAUAAACGCGAGGCUCAUCCCGCACUUCGGCGUACCGAAUAUUUAACCAAUAUUACCGAUCGAUCUAUCGGCUGAUCUACCGUGAAGUGAAGUUAGUUUCUGUCUCACUUUGCGAUUAUCGCGCUUCGAGGGAACACGAGACGCGCGUGCGUGCGCGCGCGCAAAUUGAUUAUCGUAAUAAAAUAUAAUCCAACAAAUUGUUUGAUUACCACCACCGUCUAUUUACGUAUUUAGUACAAACGUACGUUGAUUGACAUCACCGAGAGAGAGAGAAAGAAUAGUGUAGACGUGUUAAAAGUGUCUAAAUUUUAAACGGGCUUAUACGCGCGGUGUAAUCGCGGGUAGACAAGUGACGGAAAAUGAAAACAGAAUCCGGGCGUAAUAAUACUGUUACUUUCUGUCUUACUUGUCUAUUUCACAUUGCACGUACGAGGUGAUAUUUCAAAUUUUCUACACUGUAUUUAGGCUAAACUGUAAGUCGCCUUUAAAACUUCGAUCGCGAAGCAAUUAAUAAGAAGCGUUACAUCACGAAGUCGUGAAUCAACUACUCUUCACUGAUCGUAGACCAUGAAAAUCCCGUCGAAAGAAAAAAAAGAACGCGCGCCCGGUCGUUACCUCCGAAUCGAAUUUUGUUUUCUGCGGAUGUUGUGAGUCGUUUCGGGGCACCGACCGGUCGUGGCGAGUCGCGGGAUAUCCGGCGCGAUAGAGCAGGUCAAAUCUCAAAUGUGAUUGGUCCGUCGAAGAGAAAUAAACUAGAAAGGAAUGCGUGUGUGGAACAAUAUGAGUAAACUUUAAAAAAAAAAAAAAAAUAUGAUCGAACAACGUUGAUUUGCGCGUUACAUUGGUGUCGAUACGAUUUUUCACUGUGUAGCAAAGAUUUUUGUAGAGAGAUCUCGGAGCUCAAAAAAAAAUAAAUAAAUAAAUAAAUAAAAUAAAAUCUCAAAAAGUCUUUUCGGGAUUUACAAUCUUAGAGUAUCAUAAACUCGAAUAAUAAUCGACAUUGUGAUCAAUAUUAGAAGGAAUCGAGAACAUGAGUAAAAAUAAAUUCGAUGUUUUUUUUUUAUUUAAAUGCAAAAAGCGACCAAUCAGCGUUUUCAGUUCGAGAAAUCGCGCGACGAUUCUUGAGGUUCUUGGAAAUUGCAAACUGUGCCAUUCCUCUAUCUUCUUUGCAUCUAAUGAGUAUUCAAUCCUAUUCAACUACCUGACAAACGAGAGGAAUUCGUUCAGAAGAUACGAGAGAAAAAAAAGAACUGUAACACAAUUCUUUAGAGAAAAAGAUACAAACUUCGGGAAGCACAACGUAUUAGAUUUCCAAAUAGCGCCGAAAAUUUUGAGGAUCAAGGCGGCAGCCGUUAUUGUUUUCUCCAUGUACAUAAAAAAAAAAAAAAAAAAAAGAACAAACAAACAAACAAAUCUCUAAGAACAUCUCGACCUACAUUUUAAACUCGUUAUCGUUUUUACAAAUAUGAUGGUUUUUAUCGUAUAUAAAAAAACCAGAACCGAGAGUGAAUGGACAAAAGGAAGUCACAAUACUCACGGGUUUUCCGUGUCCUCGAGACGUUUGCAUUUUCAAGAGAGAGAGAGAAAGAUAAGGAAAAAAAACACAGUUCCUACGUAGGUCUCUUUAAGUUUGUAUAGAAAGCGAGUCUCUAGUGUCACUCAUAGAUUUUUUAUAUGACAAAUUUUAUAUAACCGAAUCGGGGUCAACUGAGAAAGUUUGCAGCGCAAAUUCUGGGAUCUACGGAUUCUCAUCCCCCAUGGAAGUGUAGAUUGUUGAAACUAUUAGACAUUCGCGCCACGUAGGAUUUACAUAGAUCCUUGAAUUCCUAGAUCCGAGAAUUUCUCAGCUUUCAAUUUCAAUUGUUUUACGGUAUUUAAUUAUUAUUUCGUGCGUGCGUGUGUGUGUAUGUGUGCACAUAUUUAUUCGAUCUGAUAACCUGUAGUUUCCCCUCCUUUUUUGUUAAAGAGAUUAUCGUUCGGUGAUUAAAUUAAAAAAAAAAAAAAAAAAUGCACAGUCUCGAGGAGCACCCGAAAAUCCGCAAACACCGACUUGGCUAUUCAGAGACAACGACACAACGCAUUAUAAAGUAAUAAUGAUAACUUAACAUUAAUCGAUUACUAUUAACGAUCAACUCACAUCGCGAAACGUGAUUGCGCGAUGAUGAUCAGGAUGUUCGCGAACUGUCACGUUAAUUCAAAACACAUUUUGUUCUUCAGAAUAAGGAAAUAACAAAAGUAGACGUUUCAAUGUCUUGUAUUGUUGAUGAAUUUUCUAAUUACGCAAAUCGUUUUGGAAAACAAAUAAGUUCAUUCAUGUGGUUUCGCAGUGAUUUAACUGCUUGGAAAUUGACCGUUUUCUCGUUGACCUUUCGGUUUUUAUUUCCGGAACGGAAGAAGAAAAACGCGACAGCUCGGGAACAUCCGUAGUUAGAGAAGUUAGGUGUUAAGCGAGAUACAUCAUUGAAAAUGAAGUUAACAAAAACCAAACGAGGUUAAGUAGAUAGACUUUAGCUUUAUACAGAAGAGAAUGCUGAGGGAAUGUUCAUGGAAACACGAGAGAAAGAGCGAGAGAGAGAGCGAGAGAAACAAAUAAAGUGAGAAAGAGAGAGAGAGAGAGAGAUUUAUGAAUGAAACAAAAAAAAAAAAAUUGCGUUAAAACACUCCGCAUUUUUGACUGCCAUUCAAGUUAGGAAUGAAUUCGUUGCACCAACAUGUCCGAGCGAACUUGUGUGCGAUAUAUUGUGGGAACGAGUUGUUGUUAUUGUUGCUGUGUCACAUCACACUCGCAUUUUAGAGAGUGUCCGAUUUUUAAUCGCAUUUUCCUGACCUGCGAGUCGUUCGGUCAACAAUUUUGCGCGAUUCUUCGAUAAUUCUUAGAACGGUUUUUGAGUGUUUGACUCCCAUGCGUUAUUAGCCGCACAUCUCGCUAAUAUUGUAAGAUUUUGUAAAGACGUUAAAAAUUGAUUAGAAAUUUAUUUUUGUUACUUCGCGUAUAUAUAGAGAAGAAGAAAUGAAAAACCAACACGUGGCGGCGCUUUCAGAUUUUCGAAUCUAAGAAAUCGACGACUCUCGGUUUCCCCGACUGAAACAUCCGCAGGUACAAGAAAGUGCAGUUAAUCCGAAACUCCAAGUAUUGUCAAGCGUGUUGCACUUGUACUCUUUUUUGUUACAUUAACUACAAAAUAUUAUUCGCGUUUGUUAACUUGAUCUAAGUAUGUGAGAUUUUAUUGUAAGUACUUCGUUGUAUGUAUUUGACUUUCUCUUCGAAGAUCAAAAAAUCUUGGAAGAUUGUGUAUAAAAUUAUAUUAUAAAGAUUUGUAUUUUAGAUUAAAAUAUCUACGAUUAAGUAUUAUUAUGUUUCGUCUUGUUGCUAACCUAUUGGAGCAAGUCAUUAUAAUUGAGACGUCACAAACAAUUUCAAAAAGUCCCAAACGAUUUGUUCAUACGGCCUUAAGAACUUAAUUAAUAUAAAAAAAAAGAAGAAACAUGUCAAAAAAUAAUCAGAAUCAAUAGUUGUGCAAAAAAGUUAAUUAAUUUGAAAGUUUCAUUUGCGAACUUUCGAAAGAAAAUCUGUGACUGUUUUUUUCAAGAAAAAAUAGUAUCUACAAAGUAGAAAGACAGACAAGAUAAUUCAACAAGAGUCCAAUAGGUUACGAAAACUUGUCGCGAGAAAAACUUGUUCGUGCGACGGAAAAGUAGAAAAAAAAAAAAACGUUUCGUGUCUGAUUUACUAUUUUUAAUAUUAAAUGUUUGUUCUCUUGACGAUAGCGUAUGUUCGAUAUUGUUGCGGACCAGACUUCGUGAUUUUGUUAAACCGAGAAGCAAUACUAUCGAUGCCUACAAUUACUGUUACGGAGCAAGUUCUGUGGUGAAAAAAAAAAGAAAAAAAAUAAACGACGAUUACUCUAAUCCUGGAACCCUAAUGCGAGAUUGCUGAUUCAAUUUCAUUCGUUUCACACUGACACACGUUUUACUCGAAAAAAAAACAAAAAAAAAA
Molecule: messenger RNA, 14966 nt
Organism: Pseudomyrmex gracilis
Lineage: Eukaryota; Metazoa; Arthropoda; Insecta; Hymenoptera; Formicidae
Gene: cpx
Product: complexin
Exons: 5
Coding region: 354-776 (140 amino acids)
Biological process (GO): neurotransmitter transport; regulation of neurotransmitter secretion; synaptic vesicle exocytosis
Cellular component (GO): SNARE complex; terminal bouton
Molecular function (GO): syntaxin binding
Source: RefSeq, a predicted model, not a curated record